This is a messenger RNA of Fusarium venenatum, 1896 nucleotides long. RefSeq lists its product as uncharacterized. NCBI's taxonomy places the organism in Eukaryota, Fungi, Ascomycota, Sordariomycetes, Hypocreales, Nectriaceae. Gene Ontology annotation, molecular function: protein binding. The record is from RefSeq and is a predicted model, not a curated record.
AUGUCGCUCAGGAGAAGUUCAAGGCUCAGUAAGGCGAGAGAAGAUCAACAGGACAUGGUCGACCUCGUGCAACAGGCAGUCCCCCCGCAACCGAGAAAGAUUCAAAAGCGAAAAACAACAAUAUCCGACCCAAAUCCGAGAGCGAAAAGCGCUCAGAAAACAGCCAAGACGAAAUAUGCCGCAGGUAAGACGAAACAAAGACCCAAUAAAUCUUUGAGUGCAUCCAAGACCAACAUGUUAUCGAAUCUGCCGCCCGAGAUAUUUUCCACGGUGUUGAAUAAUAUAAAUGAAAAAUCGGCAUUGAGCAGAUUAAGCAGGACAUGCAAGGGUUUUUACUCACUCAUCACCCCGUGGCUUUACCGGCGCAUAUCCGUUGCUGCCAUGUUUCACGCACAUAUCGGAAGACUCAUUCGUACCAUUGAACCACACCUGAGCAUCCAACAGCGUAAGCAAUUGAAGAAGGAAGGUGCCUACAAGGGCCAGAAAGACGUUUACCCAACCGAUCUCAGGCCCCAGGAAAAGCCUGCGUGCGCAAGUUUUGUCCGUCAGCUCGUCGUUGGAUCCGUUCAGGCGGGCAGGAACCAUGAUUAUAUCGUCCAUCGAUAUGUUGAAGAAAUGUUGAAGAAUGCGGACAACAUCGAAAUCUUUGAGGCUUUGUUUCUUACGCAAUCGAUGGCACAGAGUAUCGCCGGGUUCAAAAACCUACAGGCCUUAUCUCUCGACCUUGGCUACUGCAGUUACCAACCGCUGUCUGAGAUCAGAAAUCUCAAACAUCUAGCGCUGCAGGCCUACGGCCAGACAGACAUUCUUCAUUCCCUUCUGUUGAAUUCAAGGUCCACACUUCGAAGUCUCGAUUUACGCACAAGCUCGCUUGAGUUCUUGAAUGAUUGGACUCGGAUUGUAAGCACAGAUAAAAAUGCAGACAACCAGCAUUACUUUACCUGUCUCAAAUCAUUCAGUAUGCAGGUCUCCGACCUUGAUCCGACUUCAGUUCAAUCCUUGAUAAGGGCAAUCGACUUUGUUGGACUACAAGAGCUCCUGGUUGAACACCUGCACAACAACUCUCCUCUCUUAUUUCAACAACUGCUCGAGUUGUUUUCAACAGCUAGAACGUCAGGCUUGGAUGUCCACUUGCGGAGCUUAAAAGUCAACAUGGCAGUCUCUGGCCACAACGUGACUGAAAGUCAGAUUCAGGGAGCUACAGAAGCCAGAAGCCGUUUUCUGAGUUCCUUCCAUACUCUCAAGGUUCUGGACCUUGCCGACUAUGGCCAGUACCCACUUGAGGUAUCCGAGAAUCCAGGCCUGCCAAACAACCUCAUCCAGGCUAUUCUCCAACACAAGGGUCUAGAGAAGCUCAGUAUAUCAUACAACGGUAUUAUUAGUGGUUGUAAAUUGCCAUACCUCACACCGGCUACGAUUGCGAGACUUAUUGACAAUUUGCCUCUUCUGAGACAAAUCGACAUUGCUCCAGAGGAAGAUGACCUAGAUGAACUAGGAAAAGUACUGUCCCGGGCCUCCAAUAUUGAAAUCAUCGAGUUUUCUUGCACAAGCAGUUGGGCGUCUCCUCGUGUUUCUGAUGAUCCGACAAAGCCUCUCUUACAUUCCGUUCUGAAAGGAUUUCUAUCUCGAGACCAGUCUUGCGAUGACAAUCACUUCAGAUGGGAGGAUAACUGUAAGCUGCGGCGCGUCAUUGUGAACUGCCAGAUCUAUGAGAUUGCGUCAAAGUUUGGAAAGGGUGGAAAAGGAAUAUCUAAACCCGAUAAGUUCACAUUACCAGGUAUUCCCAAGCGGGAGGUUAUGUUUCGUAAUAUCACAGGAACAUCACCUGUUACGUUACAUGUUGGGUUCGAUCCUACUUUCAGCUGGGUUGAAAAGGUGUCGAAGGACCUCGACUAA